Molecule: messenger RNA, 2778 nt
Organism: Racocetra fulgida
Lineage: Eukaryota; Fungi; Glomeromycota; Glomeromycetes; Diversisporales; Gigasporaceae
Source: the annotation of a GenBank genome assembly
AUGUAUGAUGCCAAUUUUUUGCUCACUGGACUGCCAGUACAUUCUACAGACCAAGAUUUAUCAAUGUGUGAACCUUACCUUGAUGAUUUUACAACUGCAAAUGGUAUGAGCAAUAACGGCACUUCCGUCGGUCAAUUACCGUCAACUACCUUGUACGAGUUUGAGCAAUUUGCUACUCAAUUUCAAGCAACUAUGGCGGCCAGUAACCAUAUGGCUGCUGCUAAUUCAUUCGAUAAUUUCCCGUACUCAUUUCCUUCCUCAAGAAAUGGCAUAUUCACUUCUCCGGAUAUUUUAGCUUCACUGACUUCUCCAGAACCUUUUUUUAACACACCAAAUUCUUAUCCAAUUCUUAAAGAUAAUUGUUCUAUAACAGCUCCUUCACCUCAAAAUUUCCCUUCCAUACAAAGUUUUAAUACUUCGUCAACUGGAAUUACAUUGACCGAUUUAAAUACGUGUUCUUCUAUGGAAGAACAAUUUGAUCAAUUAUCAACUAAAGCUGAUCCUUUAAUGACUCAAACUGAGAAUAUGAAUAAGCGUGUUUCGGUGGAACAUGAGUCUACUUUACCAGAUAGAUCCUUAAAAAAGAAACGAAAAAGCACAGGUGGGAUUACUAAGACCGUAACGAAACAAUUAGACGGUCUUAAAUCAUCAGCAAAUAGAUCUUAUGUCAAGAAUGAACCAAAUCCUCAAAACCACGCCUCACAUAAUGAAGCAACUACGUGUAUUGAUGAACUAAGUGUAGUCAAUGUUUAUUUGUCUGAUUUAGAUACACCCCAAUUUCCUAAUAUUCCGAUACUUCCAUCAUCGCGCGAUGCUGUGAAUUCUACUGCGAAGGUCGCUAUAACGCGACUCAAACCUUCAACUGUUACUCCACUGCCUCAGUCCCAGAUACAGUCCAACAAACAACAAAAGAAAGUUGCACAUAACGCAAUAGAACGUCGAUAUAGAAAUAACAUAAAUGAUCGUAUAAAUGAACUCAAAAAUGUUGUCCCCGCUCUUUGUAAUUUAAAAAAUAAAGAAGACAAAGAUGAUGAUAACGAUGUGGAUGGUAUCCCAGCUGCCACAAAAUUGAAUAAAGCUACUAUUUUGAGAAAAUCAACAGAAUAUAUCACAUAUUUGAAAAAUAAUAACAAAAAAAUCAAAAGUGAAAAUGAGGUAUUAAGAAAGAUGAUUGAAGCUCUUCCAGGCGGCAUUGAGUUAUACAACGCUUAUCAUAUCAAAAAAAUGGCAGUUGAAGGUGUUGGGACUCCGUCUGAUACAUCUGAGGAUACUGACUCGGAUCCCUCUAGUGUCUCUAAUCAUGAUGAAUUUGAUUAUCUUCCACCGACUCCACCAUCUGCAAACACUGGUUCAAGAGCAAUGAUGGCUUUAUUUAUGUGUAUGACAUUUUUUACAUCAUCAAGCUACGAUCAGUAUACAUCCUAUCAUCAUAGUGAAGGUCGUGUUAUGAGUAGCAAUGGGUCGCCAAUCAAUAAUAAAUCAGAAAUUCCAAAAGGAACUUACAAUUCCAGCGACGUUAUCAUCUCUGUUUUAACUGCCAAAACUAAAGAUGCGACGGCACUCUAUUCAUCUCUUUCGCGCCUUUCACAUCGAUCACCGAUGAAUACAUUUGAGCUUUUAAUUGGUUUAUUCACUGAAUCCUUAAGAUUUUUCUCAAGACGACUUUUAGGGUGUGAAAUCCCUGGCAGCUUUACUAAUAUAGACAUGGAUGAAAGGUUGUGGGAAGUUGGAUUAUGGGUUGUUUCUUCUUUCUGGAAAUUGGCUGUUAAGGAGAAAGGACGCGUUGGACCUGAAGAUAAAUGGUUUGAAAUUGCUCUUAUCAGCGACUCAAAUAGUGAUAUGUGGAAAGUUGUAGCCAACAGAAUCAGUGAUUAUGUUCUUCAUUCGUCGAAAAACGAUGAAACUAUUUCACCCAUGAGAAAUACUACUAUACCGCUUAUUCAUAUUUCAGACAUGCAAGGUUUUAUUCAUCUUAAAGAAACAUUUUCUAACUUUGUUUCUAUGCGAUAUGGCAAUAAAAAGAAUGCAAAGAAAAGUAAAUUUACUUUUGGAGAACUGCUUAGCGUCACCACGCCAGCGUCAUUGACGCAUUGGUACGCUUUGGUCGGGUGUGCUGUGCAGGCUUUUUCAGAAGGGAAACAUGCACCUGGUGAAAAGUUCGUAAAUAAGCUAAAGGAGGAAUUUCAAAAAACAGACAAAAGCCUAAACAAGCAGGUUAUUGCUAUGGGCUUGCUUUCUCAUAUUCUUUUAGUAUAUGGUAAAGUUGAGGCGUCUGUGCGCUGUGCUGAUAAAGCUAGUACUUCUGUAUCUUUGCGGAAGAAAGAAAAAAUAGGUGCUGAAGAUGAUCCACUAGAUAAAAAUUCAGAGAUUCGAAAAAUAGAGUAUGAUGUUCACACUCUUGCUGAAUUUUGCGUUGGUUGGAUCGUUUUAGAAGCAAGAAUUUUCGGAUGGAAAAAAAUUGAGGGACUUUCAUUGGAAAACAAAGAUGAAGUGUUACCUGGUAUUCUUAAUGUUGAGGCUCGUCUUAUACCUUCUAUCGAUAGUUGGAUACGUUAUUUGCGUCGGUUAUCAAAAGCUGAUGUGUUCAACAAGAUUCCAAAAGCUCGAGAAGAGUUUAUCAAGAAUCUUGAGAUUCUUGGAAGAAUUGUGGGUGGAUUAGAUGAAAGUGUUGGUUCUAUAUGUUGUUAUAAUGAUAAUACUAAUAAUGAGAGAAAUUUUGUUGAUCAAAGUGAAGAUAAUAGAGCAGUAAGGGCUUGGAAUGCCCUAAAGGAAAUGUAA